AUGUCGAAAGAGCGUGGUGAGAACAGUGGCUUGGUUGACCACUACUUCUCUGAAAUAGUCACUGACGCCUGCGAGGACCCGGAGACGUUUCUGGAGAACCUCUUCCGCAGCUUUGCCGCGCUGCAUCUCCGCGCUGUGCCUAUUGAGGUUUCGGCUAUUCGCCUCUUUAUUCCCGGCACAAACUUCUUCAAGACGAAGACAGAUGACAUGUUUGUGCCAACCCUUAUCCUGCUUGUAGACGCCGUGCCCCAGUUGGAGGAUGACAACCACAACACAAUGGUGCAGUACUUUCCAUACGACAAGAGCCGCACGAACGUGCUUGCGCAGCAGUGCCGAAAACUGCUUGUCUCCGAAGAUGAGAGGGGGGCGAUGGAGGUACACCUGUCAGAGGAGACUGGGGACUGCGGUUGGUUUGCGCUGCGUGCGUUGUACCCAAUUGAGGAGGGCGAUCAUUUGUACCUGCGUGGGGUGCCAAAGUUGGGCGACACGGCAAAAGAGUUGAUGACGGUGAGAGUCAUGGAGGCCAACCGACUCAUGAAUGGCGACUGA
Molecule: messenger RNA, 549 nt
Organism: Trypanosoma rangeli
Lineage: Eukaryota; Euglenozoa; Kinetoplastea; Trypanosomatida; Trypanosomatidae
Exons: 1
Coding region: 1-549 (182 amino acids)
Source: RefSeq, a predicted model, not a curated record